CUCACAGGAACGGCUCUGUGGCUCCCAGGAGGCGUCAGGCUGUAGAUAUAAAACUGACCAGCAGGGAUGAGAAGGUGGUGGACAUGAUGGGAAGAAGAACCGGUUUAGACUCUGAACUCAUGAAGAAACUGUUCCUCUGGUCCUCCAGAACGAUCCGUUACACUCUGACGCUUUUAGUUUGAGGUUCUCUGUCUCUAACGGGGCGGACUGAGGAAGAUGGUGGACUGAGAGGGAAGAGCAGGAAGGAAUGCAGGCGAAGGUGAGACGAGGCUUAGGGGGCCGACGGCAACAAAGGCUCAGCUGUUGAGGCGUUAAGACCUUCCACCUCUCAGCCAAUGGCUGCAGAGAUUAGUCCUGCUCAUCCAAUCCCUCCGGCUCCUCUUCGUCUUUCUUCAGGAGGCUGAAGGACGACGGCUAAAGUCUGGUUGUCCUGCUGCUGGCAGCGUCAGCCUCUGCGAACCUUUUCCCUCUGAAGCGUCAGGAUGAGUGACUCUCUGGAUCUUCACCAGAUCUCCUGUUCUCUGGGAGUCGGGGUGGAACACGACGUGGAGACGGCCCACGGCGUGCUGCACGUCACCAUGAGGGGCGUCGCUAAGGGCAACCGACCCACAAUCCUCACCUACCACGACGUGGGGCUGAACCAUAAGUCCUGCUUCAACACCCUGUUCAACUACGAGGACAUGCAGGAAGUGACCCAGCACUUCUCCGUGCUGCACGUCGAUGCUCCGGGACAGCAGGAGAACGCUCCUGUGUUCCCCGCCGGGUACCAGUACCCCACCAUGGACGAGCUGGCUGAGAUGCUGCCGUCCGUCCUCACACAGCUGCAGGUGAAGAGCGUGAUCGGUCUCGGAGUCGGCGCCGGAGCGUACAUCCUCGCCAAGCUGGCUCUGAAUGAGCCCAGCUUGGUGGACGGCUUGGUUCUGAUAGACGUCGACCCCUGCGCCAAAGGCUGGGUGGACUGGGCCGCCUCUAAGCUGAGCGGCUGGACCAGCAACCUGGUGGACCUCAUCAUGGGACACCACUUCAGCUCUGACGAGCUGACGGAGAACAAGGAGAUCGUCCAGACGUACAGACUCCACGUCUCUCAGGACAUCCCACAGGAGAACCUGCUCAUGUUCUACAGCAGCUAUGAGAGUCGUAGCGAGCUGCAGAUGGAGCGGCCCGUCCCCGGUCUGAACGAAAACACCGUCAGCACGCUCAGGUGUCCCGCUCUUCUCGUGGUCGGAGACACGUCACCUGCAGUUGACGCCGUGGUGGAGUGUAACUCCAGACUGAAUCCCACCAAGACCACCCUGCUGAAGAUGGCGGACUGUGGGGGGCUUCCUCAGGUGGUCCAGCCUGGAAAACUGGCCGAGGCCUUCAAGUACUUUGUCCAGGGGAUGGGCCACAUGCCCACGGCUGGUAUGACCCGCCUGGUCCGCUCCAGAACCCACUCGGCCUCCAGCGUGGGUUCCGCCGAGGGAGUCCGGAGCCGCAGCGGGCCGGAGGCCGCCGCCUGCUUCAGCCCGCAGAACCGGGCGGUACCGACCAUCGAGAUGACGUCAUAGGACUCCCGCAUGUAGAGGUUCUUCAGCUUUUCCUCCGGUGCCGGUUGGGUCCCAAACGGCACCGGUUCUGAGUUCUUCCCGAAGAAUCCAGACGUCUGAGAGUUUAGGCUUUAGAUGGGAGCGCUGUGGUGAUGGUUCUGUUCCUUCCCUAGCCUUUGAGCAACACGUUACGUCUUCAUGGAGUCCAGAGGCUGUUGUUCUGUGGUUCUGGUUUUCCUGGAUUAGAUGUUCUUCUUUCUUUCUUUGUGGUUCUGAUCCGAUAUAUUCAUCGUUAUUGAUUAUUCAGUUCUGACUUAUUGACAGGGACGUUUGGUGAAAACGGACCGGCUCGGUUCUGAGGUUUCCCAGAACUGGGUCCAGUCACCGAAACGCAUUCAUGGACUAAUAUUUGAUGGGAGGUCCGAUUCACGGCUGAACGCGGCACCAGAACCCCGAUUAGAUGCCGUUCCUGGGUCCAGUCCAGCUCAGGGUCCUACUGACCCAGUUAGAACUUCUGUCAUGUACCGAGUUUAAAAACGCUGGUUCUGCAGGCCAGGAUCCUUGGAUCAGCCUGGCCCGGUUUCCUCAGAAUCUCACCGGACCCGGUUUGUUAGCAUGCCGAGCCGUGGCCCGUAAACUGUGCCGUGGUUCCUGUGACUCUCAUGUUGUUCUGCAGAACCGGGCCCUGACCCACACGAAACCGUGUAGCGUCUCCCAGGCUGUUGGUGUCGGUCCGGUUUUCCCUGCCGUUUGGUUCUGAAGCAUGGCUAGCCCGUCACCCCGGGUCCAAUUGAUGUUUAUUUCUGUACAUUUGUAAUGAAAUAAAGCUGAUUCAUCAGAG
This is a messenger RNA of Fundulus heteroclitus (mummichog), 2367 nucleotides long. Its product is annotated as protein NDRG3. Gene Ontology annotation, cellular component: cytoplasm. The record is from RefSeq and is a predicted model, not a curated record. The transcript is spliced from 14 exons. Gene Ontology annotation, biological process: signal transduction. Bases 483 to 1547 code for a protein of 354 amino acids. Lineage: Eukaryota; Metazoa; Chordata; Actinopteri; Cyprinodontiformes; Fundulidae.